Mustela lutreola (European mink) is the source of this 2635-nucleotide messenger RNA. Its product is annotated as phosphatidylinositol 3,4,5-trisphosphate-dependent Rac exchanger 2 protein-like. The record is from RefSeq and is a predicted model, not a curated record. The coding region runs from base 1 to 588 and encodes 195 amino acids. Gene Ontology annotation, biological process: intracellular signal transduction. Gene Ontology annotation, molecular function: guanyl-nucleotide exchange factor activity. NCBI's taxonomy places the organism in Eukaryota, Metazoa, Chordata, Mammalia, Carnivora, Mustelidae. The transcript has 9 exons.
AUGGGCUGCUAUGAACUUCUAGGUGCAGGUUUUGUUAUGGAUAAAUUUUCAGCUCAUUUAGGCAUUCUUACAAGAAUGAACCAGUGUGCAGCAUCAAAAAUUGAUAAAAAUGUAACAAAAGAAACAGUAAAGAUGCUGUUCUCAAACAUUGAAGAUAUCCUUGCUGUACAUAAGGAAUUUUCAAAAGUCGUGGAAGAAUGCCUGCAUCCAGAACCUAACGCUCAACAAGAAGUGGGAACCUGCUUUCUUCACUUUAAAGACAAGUUUCGUAUAUAUGAUGAAUAUUGUAGUAACCAUGAGAAGGCAGAGAAAUUGGUUCUCGAACUUAACAAAAUAAGAACAAUCUGCACAUUUCUUUUGAACUGCAUGCUACUUGGAGGACGGAAGAAUACAGAUGUUCCCCUGGAAGGAUAUUUAGUAACACCAAUACAAAGAAUUUGCAAAUACCCUCUCAUUUUGAAGGAGUUGCUGAAGCAGAGUCCAAGGAAACACAGUGACUACGCAGCGGUAAUGGAAGCCCUCCAAGUCGUGAAAGCUGUCUGUUCCAACAUAAUCGAGGCCAAGAGGCAGAUGGCAGUCUCACAUUGAAGGCUGGGAGGGAUCCAAUAUCAUCGACACCUGCACUGAGAUGCUAAUGUGUGGCAUCUUGCUGAAAAUUUCUUCUGGAAAUAUUCAAGAACGGGUGUUUUUUCUUUUUGAUAAUCUUCUGAUGUAUUGCAAAAGGAAACACAGGUAUACAAUAGAGGGAUUCACCCCCCCCCCCACACCCCAACUACUGUCAGCUCCUGUUGCCACGCACUGAUUUGCGUUGGAGACCCAGGUGCACCUCCUCCACCCCAACUACCACAGCUCCUGUUGCCAGGCACUGGUUUGCGUUGGAGACGGAACCCUCAUAGGGGUUCCAAGCAGUUACUAGUGGCCCAGAAGACCCUGGUGAUCAGAGACAAAGCCACAAGGCUUUUUGGAUCCAGCUGGUGGCCAUCCAAAUGUCUCCGCACAUAGUGCUGGAGUCGCUGUGGGCUGUCCUGGAGCAGCUGUGGGCUGUUGGGUUGGUGAUAUAUGAAUGUUUGCCACAUGUGCCACGAGUGUCUGGGCUUGGCUGGGAGUUCCUGGUGUUUACUGCAGUGGUGUUGUUCAUUACAGUAAAGUAUGGACUCAGCUUAACAAGAAGAAAGGGGCAUUGUGCCCAGAAUGAAGUAUCUUUGAAAAGACAUGGUGAAUACUGACCCGGAUGCACAAGCCUGUGGAGACAUUGCAUCAUCUGAGUAGAAGGCCAGUACUCUCCCAUUACAGAUUCUUGCUCUGGCUGCCCUGAAUCAAAAUGUCGGGUACUUUUCCGUGGAAAACACUAUGCACCUGCUGAAGGGAGUUCGGGAAAGGCUGUUGAAGAACCCUCACCAGUUGACUGAUGAAAAUUCCAUCUCUGGAGCAGUCCAGGAAGAUGGAGAGAACCCCGUGUGAGGAAAAUACCAGAAGGCUUCAAGGCUUCAAGGACAGCCCUGAUCUGCAGGGAAGUGCAGACCCACCAGUCCAGGACACUGGCAGCUGUGGACAGAGAGUGCAGGAAGAGGCAGGGGAAGCAGGCGGGCCCAAGCUUCCUGAUGGAGGAGUGUGGGUGCAGGCCACCGGUGAGGGCCAGAGCCAACACCACACCCUCAGCCAGAUCCUACUGAAGUUGAUGCAUCUGCUGGAGCUGCUUAGAGAUCAUCUAGAACGUGGUGGCUCAAGGAGGCAGGUGGAGACUGGCUCCUCCUCCACUGAGGAUGUGCCCUCAGGCGGGAGCCUCGUGAACAAAGGAAAGCCUUCCAGGGCCCAGAAGAAGGCAAGUCAGAGGAAUGAAGAGCUCUCAAGGAACAAAACAAACCACCAGGCUGAGCAGAGAUCUUUUCACCUGCCAAACACCCUCCUCCUGAACAGUGAGAUUCAGAAGUUGCACCUGAAGCUGGAGGCAGAGCCUAAGCUAUGGGAAAAGCACAUCAAACACCUGGAGAGGAAGGUGAUGGAGGUGAAGGCACGCUGCCUGCAAGUGAAUAAGGAACUUGCCAAGGUGCACAAGAAGGCGGCUGCUGCCCACUGGGACUUAGGCCUCUACAGGUCCAUGGCCCAGGACCUGCACCGCCAGGGGCGGAAAAAUCUCCUCUUUGCAUGACCGUGAGCACCUCCUGUGGACAACAGAAGUAAGGAGAGCCAGAAAGCUGUUCUGUGGCCAGAGAGGGAGUUCCAAAGGCUCCAGGCACAAAAGCACUGCCUCAGGCAGAAGCUGGCCAACUCUGGGCCCAGGGUUUAGCCUGUCUCUGGGGGGGCCUCCUGCUCCUGCUCCUGCUCUUCUGGGCACAGCCCACAAGGGCCAAAGGCUCCCCUGAAUCCCCAGGAGCCCAAGAAGGGAGCAAGGGUGCACUGGCCAGACUCCCAAGUUCUUGGGUCCCCUGCAGGUCUGAUUCCCUUUCCCAGCAGCCACCAACACUCACAACCAGAGCCCAGAAGCUCCUGUGCUUACCCCUUAAGCCAUACCCAUUGCUCCUUUUACUGGAGAUCCACCCCAUUAUUGUACUAAUGCUACAUAUUCCCUAUAGCAUGUGAGAGAGUAUUUUUCAAUGUGAAGCAUACAAAAAAUAAAAAUAUCAAAUUGCUGAUA